Molecule: messenger RNA, 654 nt
Organism: Chanos chanos (milkfish)
Lineage: Eukaryota; Metazoa; Chordata; Actinopteri; Gonorynchiformes; Chanidae
Gene: cox6b2
Product: cytochrome c oxidase subunit 6B2
Exons: 4
Coding region: 113-373 (86 amino acids)
Cellular component (GO): respiratory chain complex IV; mitochondrion
Source: RefSeq, a predicted model, not a curated record
CGCAUCCUCCGACAUCCCACAGUGCACUGCGCGUCGGAAGUCCUUUCAAGAGGACAUUUCACUAAGGACACGACGAUACAAAAGCGAGGGACGCGUAUCAUAUCUGAACAAGAUGGCAGAAGUAAUUGAAGAGAAGAUUAAGAAUUACAGGACUGCUCCGUUCGACGCCCGGUUCCCUAACACCAACCAGACACGAAACUGUUACCAGAACUACCUGGACUUCCACAGGUGUAACAAGGCCCUGUCAGACAAGGGACAGGACACCGCACCCUGUGACUGGUACCAGCGCGUCUACAAGAGCCUGUGCCCUCUCAGCUGGGUGGAGAAGUGGGAUGGACAGAUCGAGGACGGAAGCUUCCCUGGGAAGAUCUGAAGGGUCACGACCUUUCACCCUCGACCUUCAGGACGCUUUGUAGAAUACACUAUAAUAUUAUUAACCACGUGUCACUCUGUAAAGACAGUUUUGUGUUCGUUUACUUAAAAUUGAAAAAAACAAACAAACAAGAACGCUGAGAAUGAAAGUUGAGCUGAAAGGUGAUGUGUAAGGGUCACCGUGUGACCUCUUACCCUCAUCUGUAGUGUCAUACCAUCCUGUCACGAGCCUUCUUUCUGUUCCAGUUUGUUACUUAAUAAAUACGCACAACGUCAACCAGA